Messenger RNA from Magallana angulata, 1879 nucleotides. RefSeq names its product zinc finger protein ZPR1-like. NCBI's taxonomy places the organism in Eukaryota, Metazoa, Mollusca, Bivalvia, Ostreida, Ostreidae. Gene Ontology annotation, molecular function: zinc ion binding. The record is from RefSeq and is a predicted model, not a curated record. The coding region runs from base 148 to 1509 and encodes 453 amino acids. The transcript is spliced from 14 exons. Gene Ontology annotation, cellular component: cytoplasm; nucleus.
CUCCAGAUCUAUUACUUACAGGGCUAAUAUUGUUUCCGAUGUUGUGACACAUGUUGACAGGCUUUCCAGUUUUCUUUAUAUUUUGAUAUAUAAGGGUAAAACAAGAACUGGUCUGAUUUUUCUGGUACAUAAAAUCAGAGUACCAUAAUGUCAUCAGAAAAUACCAUUGUCUCCAAACCUUUAUAUCGAGACAUCAAUGCAGAUGAUGAUGAUCCAGAGGUUAUGGAGCUUGAGAGUUACUGUGUGAAUUGUGAACAAAAUGGGAAGACCCGCCUGUUCCUGACAAAGAUUCCAUUCUUUAAGGAGGUGGUUGUCUCCUCUUUUACAUGUGAUAACUGUGGUCUCCAUAACACAGGGCUGCAACCAGGGGGCAAAAUUCAGGAGAAAGGAGUCAAAUAUGUCUGCAAAAUUAACGAUGCUAAAGAUUUAAACAGGCAAAUAGUGCAGACUGAUAAUGCCACUGUGUUGAUUCCCAAACUUGAGUUUGAAGUUCCACCAAAUAAAGGAACAUUGACCACUGUGGAGGGUGUAAUACAGGCCGCAAUUGAGGGUCUGUCUCACGACCAACCAGUCCGCAAAAUCCAGAAUCCUGAAGUUGCCACUCAGAUUGAAGCCUUCAUUGAAAAACUAAAUGCCCUAAAAGAGCUGAAAGAACCCUUUGAAAUCAUUUUAGAUGAUCCAAGUGGGAAUAGUUUUAUGGAGAAUCCAUAUGCACCUAACGUAGACAAGGACAUGACGAUCCAUUAUUACGUACGGUCCAGAGAACAAGACGAACAGCUGGGUCUGCUGGAGCAAGAAGAAGCCAAACAAAGCUCAGGAAUAGAAGAAGUCAAGGAGAAUAAAGGGGACAAAGAAAAGAAAAAAGAGGAGUUCUUUGAUGGAAAGUCUGAGGUGGCCACCUUUAGAACUAAUUGUCCAAACUGCCAUGUGCCAUGUGAUACAAAUAUGAAAUUAGUUGAUAUCCCACAUUUUAAAGAAGUUGUGAUCAUGGCCACAGUCUGUGAUGCAUGUGGCCACAAGGAUAAUGAGGUAAAGGGAGGAUCAGGAAUCGAACCAAAGGGGACCAAAAUCACCCUCAAAAUCACGGACACCUCCGAUAUGUCCAGAGAUGUCCUAAAGAGUGACACAGCUUCUAUGGCUAUCCCAGAGCUGGAUUUCUGUGCUGAAAUGGGGACCCUGGGAGGGAGGUUCACAACCUUGGAGGGGCUGUUAGAGGGCAUCAAAGAACAGCUGAGUGAUUCCAACCCAUUCUUCAAGGGAGACAGCAGUGAUAAAGAAAGGGCCAGUAAAAUCGAGAUAUUCUGCCAGGAAGUGCAAAAGAUCAUAUCUGGAGAGCGACAAGGAGACCAUUUUAUUCUGGAUGACCCUGCUGGGAACAGCUACCUACAGAAUGUGUACGCCCCAGACCCCGAUCCAGAAAUGACUAUUGAACAGUACGAGAGGACUUAUGAACAGAACGAAGAUUUGGGACUGAACGACAUGAAAACUGAAAAUUACGAGACUUCAUGACCUUUGCACACUUUGCGCCAACAAAAGAACAUAAAACCAGGGCCUCUGUGUCAUUUCAACAGUAAAAAUAUUCGUUGUUCACAUCAGAGGAUGCUACAAACAAAUAAAAUAAGCUGAAUAACUGCAAUGAAAGUUCACAAAACAGCAGGGGGGGGGGGGUUUGGAGUUUUGUUUUUUUUUAACCAUUCUUGAUUGAAAGUGCAAGUUUGAUUUGCACAAAGUACAUUCACAAUUGUUUAUUAUGGUUAGUGUAAAAUCAUUUUUUAGAAGCUUUGUAAUUAUGUGUUUAUCAUCAGUACAUGGAUUUUGUCUCUGUCUCCAGAGAGUAAUGAUGCCAUUACAAUAGAAUAAACAUACACUGUAUUCAGAA